Messenger RNA from Setaria italica (foxtail millet), 372 nucleotides. Its product is annotated as small ubiquitin-related modifier 1-like. Gene Ontology annotation, molecular function: protein tag activity; ubiquitin-like protein ligase binding. Gene Ontology annotation, biological process: protein sumoylation. The transcript has 2 exons. The coding region runs from base 1 to 372 and encodes 123 amino acids. Gene Ontology annotation, cellular component: nucleus. The record is from RefSeq and is a predicted model, not a curated record. NCBI's taxonomy places the organism in Eukaryota, Viridiplantae, Streptophyta, Magnoliopsida, Poales, Poaceae.
AUGCCGCCACCGUCACCGCCGGAGAAUGUACGGCCCGGGGUUGAGGAGGUGACGGGCACGGCCACGGCGGCGCAGGUGAAGACCGAGGCUGGCGAAGACGACGGCGGCCUCAUCAACGUCAAGCGCAACGUGAAGCUGCGGCGGCUCAUGGACAUGUACUGCGGCAAGCACUCGCUCGACCCCAAGGCCGUCCUUUUCCUGGAUGCCGAGGGCCGCCACAUCCGUCCAGCUCAAACGCCGGACGACGUCGGGCUCAAAGACGGCGACGAAAUCGACAUACUGCUCAAACAGGACGGCGGCGGCGGGGCGCCGCUGCACGCGACGUGCGAGCCGGACUCCUGCGUGAAAGCCGCGGUGGGUUUCCGGGUUUGA